Talpa occidentalis (Iberian mole) is the source of this 1015-nucleotide messenger RNA. It is a transcript of the gene CINP, whose product is annotated as cyclin dependent kinase 2 interacting protein. NCBI's taxonomy places the organism in Eukaryota, Metazoa, Chordata, Mammalia, Eulipotyphla, Talpidae. The record is from RefSeq and is a predicted model, not a curated record.
GAGAGAGGGUCUCUGUACCUUGGCAUUUGGGGGGAUGCUCACUCAAGGAGAAAGCGCUUUCUAGCAGAGAGCAUGGCAUGUGCAAAGGCCCAAGUUUUGAAGACCUGCCAGUGAUUCCUUUCAGCUGGAUGUGGGGGCGCGAGGAACUUCCAUGUCCAUCCAAACUUCUUAGGUUCCACAACUUUUAUUCUCCAGCAAAGACCCUUGAAAGUUCAACGCCCAGAAAGCCUGUCUUGUCUGUCAGCGCAAGAAAAAUUAAGGACAAUGCUGCUGAUUGGCAUAAUUUGAUCCUGAAAUGGGAAACCCUCAAUGAUGCAGGUUUCGCUACUGCAAAUAACAUUGCCAACCUGAAAAUCAGCUUGUCGAGUAAAGAUGAGAUAGAACUAGAAGGCAGCAGCCCAGCUUGCGGAGACAAUGUAGAAAAGAUGCUUCCAGAAUAUAGCCUGGAGCUGGAGGCGCUGUGUGAGGAGCUGCGGGCCACCCUGGACGGCCUGACCAAAAUACAGAUGAAAAUGGAAAGGCUGUCUGCAACCACCAAGGGCAUCUGCGAGCUGGAAAAUUACCACUAUGGGGAGGAGACCAGGCGGCCCCUCUUCCACACCUGGCCCACGGCCCACUUCUAUGAGGUCUCCCGCCAGCUCGCGGACAUGUACGGCCAGGAGCUGCGCCUGAAGCGCACCAUCGUCGAGGAGCUCGCCCACACCAAGGCCCGCGGCCUCGUCCUCAGCUACUUGUCCAUGUGGCUGCACCAGCCCUAUGUGGAGAGCAACAGCAAGCUGCAGCUGGAGAGCCUGCUGCUCGAGACGGGCCACCGGCCGCUGUGACCUCCCGGGACACCCGGCCGUCUCCGUGCCCGCCCCUGGCCGCCGCCUGCCAUCCCAGGGCCCUCAGUCAGCGCACUUCUCCAGCACUCCCCCACCCCCCGCCCGUGGGGGCCUCCGUCCCAGGCUGUGUGUGAAAUAAACGAGCUCCUCCUGGCCAGGGGGACUGUGUUCGGAGCUGUGUGUGUUUUAAU